AGGAAACCAGGAGAGCGGAGCUCUGUCCUCUAUUCUGCUGGACAGUUUUUCUUCGAGUACCUGGUGGUGGUGUCGCUGAAGAAGAUGUCAGAUGGACGUUACCAACCCCAGAUAACCUACCAAUUCCCAAAGCGUGAGAACUUGCUGAAGGGCCAGAAGGAGGAGGAGGAACGUCUCCUGAAAGCCAUCCCCCUCUUCUGCUUCCCCGACGGCAACAACUGGGCACCCGUCUCUGAGUUCACCAGCGAAACCUUUUCUUUCGUCCUGACCAACGUGGAUGGCAGCAGGAAGAUCGGCUACUGCAGGCGGCUGCUGCCAUCCGGCCGUGGUGUCCGCCUCCCUGAGGUCUUCUGCAUCAUCAGCUGCCUGGGCUGCUUCGGGCUCUUCUCCAAGAUCCUGGACGAGGUGGAGAAGAGGCACCAGAUCUCUGCAGCCGUGAUCUACCCCUUCAUGCAGGGCCUGCGGGAAUCGCCCUUCCCAGCUCCAGGGAAAACCGUCACCAUUAAAAGCUUCAUCCCUGAGUCAGGCACAGAGCUCAUCGAGCUCACGCGGCCCGUAGACGCCCACCUGGAGCACGUGGAGUUUCAGGCUCUGCUCCAGCGGCUCAGCCCCCACCUCAUCCUGCACAUCUUCGCCUCCGCCGUGUUGGAGCGACGGCUCAUUUUCCUGGCGGAGGAGCUGAGUGUCCUGUCGCAGUGCAUCCAUGCCGUGGCUGCUCUCCUCUACCCCUUCACCUGGGCUCACACCUACAUCCCUGUGGUCCCCGAGUGCCUGCUCGACACUGUAUGCUGCCCCACGCCCUUCAUGGUCGGCAUCCAGAUGCGCUACCUGGAGCGGGUCCUGGACCAGCCGAUGGAGGAGGCUCUGAUAGUUGACCUCUGCGAAGGGAAGAUGAUCCGGAGGGUUGGCGAUGAGGAAGACAUCCUGCCCAUCAAGCUGCAGAAUGAGAUGCUGAUGUCCCUGAACAGGCACAACAACAACAACAACAUACACACAUCCGAGCAGGUGAACGCGCUCGUCUCCGAAGCCUUCGUGCACUUCUUCGUCCGACUGGUUGGCCAUUACGCCUCGCACAUCAAGUGGAGUAAAACCGGCUCAGGCACCUUCCAGGAGCGAGCCUUCUGCAAAGCCAUCGCCUCCAAGACCAACCGCAAGUUUGUGAAGAAGUUUGUGAAGACAAACAUGUUUUCCCUAUUUAUUGAGGAAGCGGAGAAGAGCAGGAUCCCACAAGAAGCAUAUUUCCAGCAGAAAAUAACAGAGUACCACGAACAGAAGAAGCACCGAAGGGACUCCUGA
This is a messenger RNA of Eurypyga helias (sunbittern), 1296 nucleotides long. It is a transcript of the gene DENND2D, whose product is annotated as DENN/MADD domain containing 2D. The transcript has 11 exons. The annotation marks the transcript as partial. Gene Ontology annotation, cellular component: nucleoplasm; cytosol. Lineage: Eukaryota; Metazoa; Chordata; Aves; Eurypygiformes; Eurypygidae. The record is from RefSeq and is a predicted model, not a curated record.